Molecule: messenger RNA, 1610 nt
Organism: Pelodiscus sinensis (Chinese soft-shelled turtle)
Lineage: Eukaryota; Metazoa; Chordata; Testudines; Trionychidae
Source: RefSeq, a predicted model, not a curated record
AUGGCUGCGAAGGGCACCUCCCUCCCCACAACUCUCUCGAGUGAUUACUCCACGAGCUUUUAUGAAGAAGUUUGGGAAAACUAUGACAAUGAUGCCCAGCAGCAAGCGCCGCUCCCGAGCACACAUGUGCUCUCCAUGGUGAUCUACUCCAUCGCCUUCCUACUGGGAGUGACGGGCAACGGGCUGGUCAUCUUCAUCACCGGCUUCCGGAUGAAGAGAACCGUCAACACCAUCUGGUUCCUCAACCUGGCCGUGGCUGAUUUCAUCUUCACCUUCUUCCUCCCCCUCAGUGUGGCCUACACUGCCAUGGGCUUCCACUGGCCCUUCGGGCUGGCCCUGUGCAAGAUCAACACAGCCAUGGCCUUCCUCAACCUCUACGCUAGUGUCUACCUUCUCAUGGUCAUCAGCAUAGACCGUUGCAUCUCCGUCAUGCUUCCAGUGUGGGCCCAGAACCACCGCACGCCUCGCCUGGCUUUAUUGGUAGCCUCUGCUGUGUGGGUCCUGGCCUUGGUCUUGUGUUCUCCGAAUCUCUACUUUCGCCACACGGAUCCCUCCCCGAAUAACAAGGACAUCAUCAACUGCUACAAUAAUUUCAACACUGCCCCAGAAGGGGCCACCAGUGUGGAGAGAGUCAGGAUUAGACACAUGAACCACCAGGCCAUGACCAUCAGCCGCUUUGUCUUCGGCUUCCUCAUCCCCUUUGCUGUCAUCAUCUGCUGCUACGGUGCCAUCUUGGUCCGCCUAAGGCGGGGCCACAUGACCCGGUCUAGUAAGCCCUUCAAGGUCAUCGCCGCCGUUAUCGUGGCUUUCUUCCUCUGCUGGUUCCCCUACCAUGUUUUCUCCUUUCUGGAGUUACACAGGACCCUCAGCCUGCACACUGUUGUCUUCAUCGGGCUCCCCUUGGCAACCAGCCUGGCCUUCAUCAACAGCUGCCUCAACCCCAUCCUCUAUGUCUUCAUGGGUCACGACUUCAAGGAGAAGCUGCGCCGGUCCCUCUUUUCUGCCUUCGAAAGUGCCUUUACCGAGGAUGCCGCCAGCACCACAGCCAACACGAAGAGCAAAUACAGUAUGGAGAUGGAAUCCCUGGCCACCUAGGAGCCGUGCCUCGGCUGAGAACUGGGAACCGUAGCUGAGGUCAGCCUGAACCUCUUCCCAUCAUCCACAGGGGCAAAAUGCACCCCAAGGACUCCGCCCUCCCAUGGACAUGAUCCGCACUCAGCUCUGCUGGUGCCAAUAUGCCCUUGGCAGAGAUGGCCUAGUCUCAUGUGGUCCUUUCCCCUUGAGUUUCCUUCAAACACUGUGAACUGAUGCAUCCAUGAGGAUGGACGGAAGCCAAAGAAGGAUGAAAUGGGUCCUUCACUGAUUUCUCUGUAUUAAAUGCAUUCAGCGAAACUACCACAGACAGAUUUCUCUGCACUCAGGAGUGAUGUCGGGGGCACCCCACGGCAGACAUCGGGUCUUCAUUUGGUCUUCCAUUUGGUCUCUGAGAACAAUCACAAACACCUUCUUCCCCUGCUUCUCUCCUUAACGCUGCCUUGUAUUGAAAGUUCCAAAUAAGUAUCGUGGCCUGCAGAUCUCUGAGCUGGGAAUUGUGUUGGAACGGGGGCUGA